AUGUCUUUCCUACGAAAUUUCUUCGGCACAACACCAACAAAAGAACCAGAAGAUGCCAAAGAAGCAAAAACCCCAGUCCGAGCCCUCCCAGCCUCAUGGUACACCUCGAAAGAAAUGUACCAACUCGAACGCCGCGCCAUCUUCUCCCGAAAAUGGCUCUUAACCACCCACAAACACCGUCUCCCAACCCCGGGUACCUCGAUCCUCUAUUCCGCCGCCGACUACGACUUCACCGUAGCAAACACCAACGGCACCAUCACCGUCACCCACGACAACAGACCCGCCCACGUGCACAUCGACCGAAACGGCUUCAUCUGGGUAAACCUCGACGCCAGCGAAAUCCCCGAGGUAGCCUGGGAUGACGAUUUCGCGGGCGUCGACGAGCAACCCCGUUUCCAGCACUACAAUUUCGAUGACUACGUCUUCGAUCAUACCUGGGACCAGGAGGGAGAGUUCAACUGGAAGAUUUUGGCUGAUAACUACAAUGAGUGUUAUCACUGCCAAGUUGCCCAUCCGGAUAUCCCGACUAUUGCGGAUCUCAAUUCGUAUUAUGUUAAGACUGAGGCGGGUCAUAUUCAGCACUAUGGUGCGCAGCGCGAUGAUCAGAUUGCAAAGGGGUUCAGAAUUGCUACGACGUAUUUCUGGCCGAAUGCUUCGUUUAAUAUCUCUCCAAACUUCUUCUUCAUGCAGCGCUUCACACCUACCGGACCAACCUCCUGUGUCAUGCGCUAUGAAGUCUACAGACACAAGGAGGCGACGGAUGAAGCGUUUAAUCUGAUCAGUGAUAUGUAUAAGCGGAUCAUGUCGGAGGACAAGUAUUUGUGUGUGCAUUCGCAGAAGAAUCUCAAUGCCGGGAUUUUUGUGAAUGGGGAGCUGCAUCCUGAGAUGGAGAAGGGGCCUUUGCACUUCCAGAAGACGGUUAGGGAGGUUGUUGUGGAGCACUUUGAGAAGGAGACGGCUGUUGGACAUCAGAUUUGGCCUGCUGUUCGGGAGACUGAGGCUGAGGUUGAGACUGAGACUGAGAAAGACGAGAAUGUGUACUCUCUUGGUACUGGAGGGUAUACGGCGCGGAUUGAUGCUUUCAAGGAUUCUAUGGGGUCUGGGCUUUCGACUGUUACGGCGAUUGCUGUUUAG
Molecule: messenger RNA, 1134 nt
Organism: Penicillium bovifimosum
Lineage: Eukaryota; Fungi; Ascomycota; Eurotiomycetes; Eurotiales; Aspergillaceae
Product: RHO alpha subunit C-terminal catalytic domain-containing protein
Exons: 2
Coding region: 1-1134 (377 amino acids)
Molecular function (GO): iron ion binding; 2 iron, 2 sulfur cluster binding
Source: RefSeq, a predicted model, not a curated record